Rhipicephalus sanguineus (brown dog tick) is the source of this 1154-nucleotide messenger RNA. RefSeq names its product serine/arginine-rich splicing factor 3. Gene Ontology annotation, cellular component: nuclear speck. The transcript has 7 exons. The coding region runs from base 97 to 570 and encodes 157 amino acids. Gene Ontology annotation, biological process: mRNA splicing, via spliceosome. Lineage: Eukaryota; Metazoa; Arthropoda; Arachnida; Ixodida; Ixodidae. Gene Ontology annotation, molecular function: RNA binding. The record is from RefSeq and is a predicted model, not a curated record.
AGCUUGGAUCCUUGGAACGCCGUGCUGCGAGGGUGCGUAGGACGCUCGGAAGCCAAAGGCUCUGGAAAAAAUCACUGGGCAGAGCAGUUUCUCAAAAUGGAGUGGAGCCUUGACUGCAAAGUGUACGUGGGUAACCUGGGUAGCGGGGCAGCCAAGCACGAGAUCGAGGCGGCCUUCACCAAGUUCGGCCCCUUGCGCAAUGUCUGGGUGGCCCGCAACCCUCCGGGCUUUGCCUUUGUCGAGUUCGAGGACUCGCGCGACGCUGAGGAUGCCUGCCGUGCUCUGGAUGGCAGCCGUCUUUGUGGAACAAGGGUGAGGGUCGAAAUGUCCCACGGCCGAUCGCGCCGUGGUGGAGCUAGCAGGCGCCCACCUGCACCACCACCUCGCUACGGAGGUUACGGAGCUAGGCGGUCCAGGGCAUGCGACAUCACCUCUAACUCUGCCCCCCGAGGGACUAAAGUGACCCAACCCACCACCACCACCACCUUUCUCCUUCGUCAACAACAACAACCACCGCCACACUUCUAUCUCGCUGCGCGGGAAGGGUUUGCCGCCGACGCGGCUGGCUGAGCCACCAACCCCCUCACCCCCUUGAGAGAGAGAGAAAACAUCGGGGACGCCGCCCCUGUGCGAGCAAAUCGAGGCAGCAAUGCCAGCGCCAACAGCUUCCCAACCAACGAACACACUUCCGCUGGGGGAUGGCAACGCAUUCGGCGGCAGACGCCUUCUUCCCUUCUCGUGCCCCCCUUCGCUACGCCACCGCUCGCCUAGCUGGCCGGUCGGCGCUCAACGCUCUUCUUUGCCACUGGCACAGGUCUCGCUCGCCUCGAAGACGUUACUCCCGAAGCCGCAGUCGUAGCCGCUCCCGCAGCUUGCGCAGGUCCACUGGAAGCCGCUCACUCUCUCGGGAGAGGCGUUGAAAGGGCCGAGGGCUGGCCACUCUGCUGUGCUGCUGGCAUCCUGCGAUGGACUGUGGGAAGACUGGGGAAGCAGGACACGCAGUUUCCAACACAUCUCAUGUGUGAUUCCAUACCUUUUUUGUUUUCAUACAAGUUUGUUUUCAGAUAAAGAAAAACUAGAGAGAAAAUCUUUCAUGUGUGUCAUGUAGCUACUGAAAUUGGCAGAGUUCACAAUAAAGGCUUUUCAACUCCCAU